Cuscuta europaea is the source of this 6781-nucleotide messenger RNA. The record is from the annotation of a GenBank genome assembly. Lineage: Eukaryota; Viridiplantae; Streptophyta; Magnoliopsida; Solanales; Convolvulaceae.
CUAUGUACGAUUUAUUUCUCAAAGGGAUUCGGUUCUGCCUUUCUUAUUCAUUUUCAGGUGCUAUUUAGUUAUUAAUAAGCCAUUUUCCGAGUUUCGAGUAAAGGCUUUUGUAGAUUGUGUUUGAAUUUUUUUGCUUUACUUUUUUAUUUAUGAGAUCAUUUUUGGUAUCAUGUCUCUCCAAGCUAGGAUAAAUGAGGAGGGUGUUGUAAUAGGCGCAUGAUGGUUAACAAUAUUACUUAGUCACAUCAUAUGACCUGAAUUGUAAUAUGAAUAUCGCUACGGCUAAGUCAUCGCCCGUAAGCGAUAUGUCAUCCCUCGGUGUGGGGGAGUCAAAUAUGCAAGGGCACGCGGCACUUCAUGGACCUGUGUGUGGUGAUAAGAAUGCUAAGGUUUCUAAGUCAUCCUCCUAUUGCGCGGGGAUGGUGUCAAAUAUGUGAAGGCAUGGUUGGGGUCGAGGUGGUGUUAAGAAUUGAAGGUGGUAGUGCUAGAUUGCGCUUUGAGACAUGGAAUGCGGGGUCUCUUAUGGGAAGAUCAUUUGAGGUAGUUGAGGCUAUGAAGAAAAAUACCAGCAUUAUGUGUGUGCCAAGGUUCGGUAUUGUGUGUUGCGUAGUCGUUGGAUUAUUUAUUAUUGCAUAUUGCAUACGCCUCGUUGCGCAAUGAGGUGUACACUUGAGGCGUAAAAUUUAUGUAUGCGUAUAUGUGUGUGUGUGUUUAUAAACACAAUUAAUAACAAAGAGAAGUACUCAUCAAAAGCCAUCUCCAUGUUUGUAAGACUUCACCUUUAAUAACCAUGCUCAUUGUAUAUCAUCUCCAUGUUUCCACGCUAGGUCUACUAUUUGAUUAGGCAUGAUGAUACCGGGCUAAAAAAACUACAUAUGGUGAAAAACAAUGAGCGAAUGAUAUAUUAACAAAAUAAUAAUAUUAACCUCGUAGCUAAUACAUAUAUUAAGAAUUUAAGAUAUUUUCAUAAUAAUAAAUAAAUAAAAAAUUAUUAAGGCGCGAUGGAGGAUGGGAGAAUAAAAGAGAGGUGGAGGUCAUACUUUGAUACUAUCUUCAACGGGAAUAAAGCGCAAGAUAUAAAUGAUCUUACUAUAUCAGAUUGUAUGGUAAAUCGGGAUUUUGUGAGAAAGAUCUAAGCUAUAGAAGUUAAACAGGCUCUGUGGUAAGGAUGGAGUGGAAGAAAGCAGUUGGUCCAGAUAGCAUACUGAUCGAGGUCGGGAGAAGUUUGGGAGAAAGAGACAUCGAGUAGGUAACACGUUUCUUGAAUAAGAUUUGGAAAACAAUAAAAUGUCAUCGAGUUGACGGAAAAGUGCUCUUAUUACCCUACUUCAGAAUAAGGAGGACAUACAAGAACGAUGUGCCAAUUAUUGAGGGAUUAAGCUUAUGAGUCAUAUCAUGAAACUUUGAGUGCUAGUGAUUGAGCAAAGGUUCUGAAGUCAAUCAGAGUGCACCAAGAAUCAGCUCUCAGUCAUUUUCUAUUUUCUAUAGCUAUGGAUGAACUUAUGAAGUCAAUUAAAGAAGAUAUACCGUGGUGGAGGUAGCCAACGAGAUAACAAUAUUGUAUUGAUUGAUGGGACAUAGUCGAUUGUUAAAACAAAGUUGGAAGGAUUGCGACCAACAUUGGAGAAUAAGAGUUUCAGACCGAGUUGAAGGAACAUUGAGUAUAUGGAGUGAAAGUUUGGUGGAGGUAGCAACAAUGGUAAAGUGGGAUUACCCUAGAUGAUAAAAAGACAUAAGUCAGUGAUAUAUUCCAUUACUUGGGUUCCAUAAUUCAGAAGGAUGGUGAACUAGAUGAAGAUGUAUCUCAUAGAAUCAAAACGUGGUGAAUGAAAUGGGAGAGUGCGUUAGAAUUUUUAUGUGAUCAAGGUAUGACGACUAGAAUGAUGGGUAAAUUUUAUCGGACGACAAUUAAAUCUGCAUUACUAUACGGAGUAGAGUUAGGUGGUGAAAAAAUGUCACAUUUAAAAUAUGAGUGCGGUAAAGAUGUGAAUGUUGCGUUGAAUGUGUGGAAAUAUUAGAAAUGACUGCUUGAGGAAUGAGACAAUCAGAAAAAAAGUGGGACUGUGGGAGUAAUACCUAUUGAACAUAAGAUGCGAGAGUGUCGAUUGUGGUGGCUUGGUCAUGUGUGCUUAGAAGACCGAGUGAUGCACAUGUUAGACGAGUUGAGAGGUGUGAGGAUGAGGCGGAGAUAAGAGGGAGAGACAAACUCAAAUAGACGUGGAUUAUAGGAGUUAGGAGUGAUAUGCUUCUUCUUGGGUUGGAUGAGAGUAUGUUUUUGAUAGUUCGUGUUAAUGAUUGAUCUCUUUUCAUUUUUUUUAUCAUUUUAUAUUUUUUUUCUUUCUUAAGUUCUUUAUCCUUUUAUCUUUUUUAGUUUAUAUUUAUUCUUUUUAAUCCUUUUUUAUCUUACUUCCUCUGUUUCUUUUUAGUUAGCCAUCUUUGACUUUUCCCGUCAAAGAUGCUAGACUUUGAUCAAUAAUAUGUUUAUAUACGUAAGUAUUUAGAAUAUGAAAAAGAUAUGAAAAUGUUCUUUGUUAAAAAUACUAUCAAAAAGUAUACAAUUUAUAUUUUUCACUAAAUUAUAGAUGUUAAAACUAUUAACCAAAGUUUACUAUAAUUGUUCAGAAAAAUGAGUGACGGCUAACUAAAUAGAGGCGGAGGCAGUAUUACUUUUUUAGCCGAUUCCAAUAUCUUUUGGGACUAAGGCUCAGAUGUUGUUGUUGUACUUUUGUUAAUUAUGACAUACAUAUGCUCAUACUUGAAAAGGCGUGUUAAAAUGUAAUUUCUCAACCCCCUUUUAAAUGAUACACAUGGCAUUCAUUUUGUUAAACCUAUUAUUACUGUUGUUGUUCUUUGAUCAUUUUUCCUUGACAAUUUUUUCAAUUUCCAAACAUCAUUUUUGGUGUUUAAUAUAAUAUUUUAUGUAUUUCUAAAGGGUAGGUGUUUCUGUACUCCCCAAUUAUGAAUUUGUAGAAAUUUAGUUACUUGUUGUUAACUUUUUCCAAAUUAUCCAUGUUUAUGCUUUAUACUUCUUGGUAGCAGUUUUAGUUCCUUAUCUGUAGUGACUUUAGUCCCCUGCGGUUAUCAGUGAAUAACUAGAACUGUCACCAAAGGUUAUGAUCAAGGAUGGCUUUUGCAACAUUUAACAAAAAGCCACUAAAAAUGUUACAACUGCCUAACUGAGGGACUAAGAAAGCAAUUUAACCUUUUCAAAUAAAGAAAUUUUAAACACUAGGGUCGAAAAUUUUAAUAGGAAACAUGAAAAGCAUUCUCACCUAAUGAUGGCGCGAGAACCCGUUAAGGACUCUGCGAAAGCAUGAUAAUGAACCAAAAAUGUCUGGCUAUUGUUACCUUAAAAUAUGCAUUAGCUCAUAUCAUUCACUUCCCUCUAUUACAGCCAAAACUGUUAAGUGAUACAAGACUUGUCACAAUUAACACUUAACAGUCUGACAUAAUCUAGAUAUCAUUCUUUUUUUGAAGUUAGGUGACUUUCAAAUGUCCUUUUUAUUUUUCAUAUAUAAAAUGUAAGUUUCUUGGCAUGUCUACUCAAACUGGCUCGUAGUUUUUUGUUGUUGUAAAAACAUAGAUAUGGAGAGUUGCUUCCCUACCCAUCUAUCUGGCUCUUGAGAUCUUACAAAUUGUGCUUAUAUAAAAAAUCUUCACCUCUCUGUAAAACAAAGAGUAACUAAGUCUUUCUUGUGAAUCCUACUCCCUCUCUAAAUUCAACACCUUGAAUGAUCUGAACUCUUAGAACCUAGAAAUAAAUAGAUGAAGGACCGACGAAAGAAUUUCCGAUACCAUUUGCUGGAAACGUGAGAAGCAUUCUCAAGAAGCGGUGGUACUCAUGUAUUUUCAGUAAGAACUCCUCAGACGGCUCUCUUUGACACAUUAAAGAACAAAAAGAGCAGGCUGUUUCAUCAGUUUAAGGUUGCAUUGACGACAUGGCUGCGGGGAAGAUACACGCUUCUGACUCCCGUAAUGCUUGUGGUGUGUCUGGGGAGCCACUUAUACUCCCUCGAGUGGGGGAUGAGUAUCAGGUUGACAUUCCACCAUAUACACAAAUUUGGACUGAUGGUGACAACUCUUGGGAUUCAUAUGUUGGAUUGCAUAUACCUUUAAGGUGGGCAAACCAGGGAAGAAGGACAAACAAAAGAGUGGAUAUGUCCAUUGAUGAGAAACAGCCAAAAGGGGAAUGCCCAGACUCCUGUUUAGUUCCAGAUGGCGAUGUUGAUCCAUUGACCAAUAUUGAGAAGAAAACUUUUCUCCUUGGUCUCUAUAUAUUUGAGAAAAACUUUGCUCACUUGAAAAGGUUCCUUCAAACGAAAAGGACAUGUGACAUAAUGUCAUAUUAUUAUGGGGAGUUUUAUAGAUCUGAUGAGUACCGUAGAUGGUCUGACGGUCGAAAAGUCAAAAGCCGGAAGUGUGUGUACGGGCAAAAACUGUUUAUUGGAUCAAGGCUGCAGGAACUGUUAACUCGCUUACUUCCCCACAUGUCAGCAGAUCGCCGAAAUGAAUUAUCGGAGAUUUCCAGAAGAUUUGGGGAGGGAAAAGUACGUUUGGAAGAAUAUGUCUUUACUUUGAAGUGUAUGGUUGGGAUAAACACUCUUAUAGAAGCAGUUGGAAUAGGCAAAGGAAAACAAGACCUCACAAAUGUAGCCUUAGAACAUACAAGGUCCAGUCAUGCCUUAACCAUGCGUUCGGAGGUACCUACUGGCAAAGCUUGCUCCUCUCUUACUCCCACUGAAAUUAUCAAAUAUCUCACUGGAGGUCAACGGCUGAGCAAAACACGGUCUAAUGAUUUGUUUUGGGAAGCUGUCUGGCCACGUUUACUGGCAAGAGGUUGGCAUUCUGAGCAACCUAAAAAUACAGCUUAUGCUGCUAGCUCCAAGCAGGGUUUGGUUUUUCUUAUGCCUGAUGUUAAAAAGUUUUCUCGGAAAUUCAUCAAGGGGACCCACUAUUUUGACUCUGUUACAGAUGUUCUGGCCAAAGUUGCUUCUGAGCCUAAAUUGCUUGAACUAGAUUCUGAAGAUCAAGAUGGCAACGAGAACCAAGGAGGAAAAGUGCAUGGUGUAGCAAAGGUGGACACUGAUGAUCUGUCUAUAAUAAGAAGCCACUCGUAUCUUCAACCGAGAACUCCUAAUCAAUCUGAUGAUGACAUGAAAUUUACAGUCGUUGAUACCAGCCUAUGUAAUUCUAAACCCUACAAAGUGAGGGAUUUUAGAAGCUUGCCAUUAGAAGUUUCAAAGAAACUGUGCCUUCAAAGUAAUUUUGAAGAUACUUCUAAGGACAAUAAUAAAGUGCCUACUGAUCCUGAUUCUAUUAAUACCAUUUCCUUUGAUCAAAGUGAGCCAAUUCGUUCUGGAUCCAAUACAAGCUUACAUAGUCGGGAAACAUCUCCUGGCAGGAUUGAUUUUGAAAUUGGCACUAAGAACCUAAAAAUAUCACAUUUUAGAAGCCAAGAGGUCCAUGGAAGCAAUGCCUUGAAUAAUGAAGAUCUUUCUGAUGAUGUCAAGUCAAUAGAAGUGGUGGAAGUGAAGCCCUUUAUCAGCCAUAAAGUAAGAAAAGAUUAUGUAAACAAUAUAGUCCCUGUUUCCAAACGUUCUCGGCGACUAUCUGCUUGUAAUCGCACCGCGACAACAAAUAUAGGUUGUGUUUCUAGAGGGGAGGUGGCAAUGUCCAGUUGCAGUUCAAGCAUGAAUACCAUGCCUGCAAACAAUGCAUUGCAGAUGGGAUCCCUUCAUGACAAAAUUUCGACAACUAUUUCAUCAAAAAGUAGCCCUUCUAUGAACAUUGAACGUGUACCUGUUAAUAGUUCUUGUUUUGCAGAAGUGUUUCCUGCUGGACAUCGACCAAGGAUCUUAAUCGAUCUUAAUGUGCUCCCAGUCUCAUCAGAUUCCGAAAAUGGACUCUCUGUAAUAGAUAUCACUGAAGAUCAAACUGAUAGCCUGAAUAAACCUGAAAGUCACUUUGAACAGAAGGUGUUAAGCAGCGUCAAUACUUCUUCUGAUCAGCAGCAUCCUGGAAGGAGGCAUAGCACUAGAACCCGUCCUCCAACUACAAGGGUACUGGAAGCUUUUGCCAAUGGGUUCUUGACUGUAAACAAAAGGCAGAAGAAUAAAGAAGUCAUUGGCUCACAACAAGACCAUGGAAAAACAAAGACUGGUGGGCUUGGCAAUAACUCUCAAGUUUCCAAGAUGGAAGAAGAAAAGGAUCAUGUUUGCAAUAAGGAAAAAAAUGAUGUGUUCGGCAAAUUCAAGCCUCCACCAAACGGAAAUGGAGGAAGCAUCACAGGCCUCUGAAUUUGUGAACCGUGUUCUCUCCUGUUCAGCGAUUAAAACUGGUUGCGGCUAUAUUGUAUGAUUCUUAUUUUUGUCAAGCUGCCCCUCUAAUAAGGUGAAGACAAAUGAAUGAGCUAAUUGUUGCUGUAUAAUCUUUGUUGAUAUCUUGUUGCUGGAAGUGAGCCCCAAGGAUUCGUCUAUUCUCAACCAUCUUGUGCAUUUUAUCUUUUUUUUUUUUCUCUGUUGCUUUCCUUGUUGAUAGUGUUAAGCAACUCACCUACAGCAUAUGAAUGUGCGACAUAGUUCAGUUCUGGAGAUAGUGGAUGUAAAUAUUACAUCGGUUUUAGAUAUCCUCCAUAGUUGUUUUUGUUUGUAUUUCCAUGACAGAGCGGAAAUGUGUUGAUUUUAUAGAAAUUAAAUAUAGCUAUAGCAAUUCAAAUGUAGUUCUCCGAGACCCCAUUCGUUAAUGAAAAUAUGCACAAUGGCUGGGAAAAUACUUUGUGUAC